AGAGAAAUAUCAUCUUCAUGGCGCCUGCCACGUUUGAAAAUUUUCACUGCAAUAUUUUUGCUGGCGCCAGUUUUUAAACCUUCCUUCCAUAUUAAAGUAGUUACAUAACUGGUGUAGAGUGGUCCAGUUGCCUUGUUUUUUGAGUCUUGCUGGAUGGAUCUAGGUGAUUACCUUUAUUCAGAAGCAGAUGGUUCUUUAUUUCUGCUGCUGCUGCUGCUGCUGCUUUGGUGUCCUGUUGUUGGGUUUAAGAAAUUCAAUUUUAAAAUGUCAUUAAGUAAAAUUAUCUUGAAGAGAGAUCAAAAGAAUCUUCCUUUAGUGAAUGAUUGGUGAAUUUUAUUCGUUUGUGGUCUAAUAUUAAUGUCGUGCAAUCACUCAAUGAUGUUGAAUGUGUUUGAUAGCUUAAUGGUUCUUGUCUGCGUAAUCAUAUUUUUUGUCCUAUAUAUAAUCUGAAGGCAAGAAGGGCACUGCGAGCAUUAAAAGGAUUGGUCAGGCUUCAGGCUCUGGUUAGAGGUCAUAUUGAGAGGAAACGUACUGCAGAAUGGCUGCGGAGGAUGCAGGCUUUGUUGCGAGCACAAGUACGUGCACGUGCAGGGCGUAUUCAAAUUUCUGAAUCUUCACGAUCAAGCAGCAAAACAUCUCAUUUCCAUAAUCCUGGUCCACCAACCCCUGAAAAAGUCGAACAUGCUAUUCGAUCUAAGAGUGCAAAGUAUGAACAAAAAUCAAUAUUAAAGAGAAAUGGAUCAAAAUCAAAUGGCAAGAUUGUUGAUAGUGAGAAAGUGCAUGUAUAUCAGCAUCGGUCAGACCAUCGGAUAUAUGAACAAUCAUGGGAUCGAAUACGAUCAACAAGAAUUGGCACUACAGAUGAUGAAAAGAAUGACAAGAUCCUUGAGGUUGAUACUGGGAAACCCCACUUCAGAUCUAAACGCAGAAACCUGUUUCACUCCACUCAUCUUGCUUACACUUCAGACCAAUAUAGUUACAGUUUCACGCAUUCAAAAGAGUCUAAUCAAACGGCUCCUAGUCCAUCAUCUGGUGAAGUUCAGUCUUUAACUCCACUGAAGCUUUCUCAUGAGGUUGAGGAAAGUUCUUUCACAACCGCUGAGAAUAGCCCACAAUUCUACUCUGCAUCAUCAAGAGGUGGUGGUAGUUCCAGGAGAAGUCCCUUCACUCCCACCAAGAGUGAUGGCUCGAAAAGCUACCUAAGUGGAUACUCAGACCAUCCAAAUUACAUGGCCUACACUGAAUCUUCAAAGGCCAAGGUGAGGUCUCUUAGUGCUCCAAAACAAAGGCCACAAUAUGAGAGAUCUAGUUCAACAAGGAGGCAUUCCGUUUUCGGGUUUGCUGAACCAAGAUUAAAUACACAGAGAUCUUCUUUGCAUGCAAACUUUGUAAGCAAGGCUUACCCAGGAUCAGGCCGGCUGGACAAACUUGGAAUGCCCAUUGGGCAAAGGUAUUAAAGCUUAGUUUAAGAGGGUAGGAGACAUGCUAACUCAAGUACUUAGAUUUACAUAUUUUGCCCUGUACUCUAGGAAUAUGAAGCUGUUUAUUCAUUUAAGUUUCAAGAUGAAUCUAAGGAAUGUUAUGACUCUAAUUAGUAUGUAUUUAUCUUUUAGCAAUUGUGAAUUCCAAAUAUUAGGUGCUGAAAUACUGUUCCCUU
This is a messenger RNA of Rubroshorea leprosula, 1657 nucleotides long. Lineage: Eukaryota; Viridiplantae; Streptophyta; Magnoliopsida; Malvales; Dipterocarpaceae. The record is from the annotation of a GenBank genome assembly.